AUGUCUGCUUCGCCAACUUCAGCCGUCCCAUCGACAAAGCGCCCACUUGAAGAUCCGUCUUCACCUUCGGGCCCUACCGAUCAGCCGGACGCGAAGCGUCAAGCCUUGGAUAAAGUAGUUAAGGGUGAAGACGAGCCAGCAAAGGGGGAUGAAGUCGAUACGAAUAACGAUAUCGUUAAAAUCGAACCUAGCACCGAGACGGAUGCCGCAGGUCAGAAUAACGUUAAGGAUGGUCAAGGUGAUUUAGUGGUCCCUGAUGCCCCCAAUAAUGAAAAAUCUUCACCUACUCCUGCAUUGGAGACUCAACCUAUUCAGUCUACAGCUUCGCACAACGAUCGUGCGACAUCCCAAGCCCCUGGUCAAUCCCAUGGGACUCAAGACGAAACUGGAUUCAUCCACAUCAGAGCGGUUAUCUCCAGUGCUGAAGCUGCUACUUGUAUCGGAAAAGGUGGAGAGAAUGUAUCUCAAAUCCGUCGUCUUUCCGGUGCCAAAUGUACUGUUAGCGACUACACUCGUGGAGCUGUUGAGAGAAUCCUAACCGUUAGCGGCCCCCAAGACGCAGUUGCAAAGGCAUUUGGAUUGAUUAUUCGCACAUUGAAUAAUGAACCUCUGGAUGCGCCAUCUACAGCUCAGUCCAAAACCUAUCCCCUUCGCUUGCUCAUUCCCCAUAUCCUCAUUGGUUCAAUAAUUGGCAAAUCUGGCGUUCGCAUCCGCGAAAUUCAGGAGCAUUCUGGCGCGCGACUCAACGCCUCAGAUUCCUGCCUCCCCCUGUCCACUGAACGAUCUCUUGUCAUCCUUGGUGUUGCUGACGCCGUGCAUAUUGCCACUUAUUACGUUGCCGCCACCCUUGUCGAGCAACUGACAGAAAGAUUUGGGGGACCGGCUGCAUCCGCGUAUGCAACCCGAAGUGGUGGUCCCGCAGGAGUCAUCCCUGGCGGCAUGCAAGUAGUUCCUUAUGUCCCUCAGCCUGCCGGCGGACAAUACGGCCACCCAGAUAGCUUUAAAAGGCACCAUCCCCAAGCCAAUCGUGCGAUGUCCACUGGGUAUGGUAUGCCAUAUAUGCAAGGGGGUCCUGGCCCCAGUCCACACGCGAUGCAGCAGCCUAUCCAUUACAAUGCGUCUCCUCGUCAGGGCUACACCGGAGCUGGUCCACACCAGCCGGCUCCCUAUGGAGCUCCUCAGCCCCCUCACUCCCACGGAACUCCUGCUCAGCCCAUGGGAGCCCCUGUUGCUGGCGGGCCCCUGACCCAACAGAUUUUCAUUCCCAAUGAUAUGGUCGGUGCCAUCAUCGGUAAAGGCGGAGCCAAGAUCAAUGAGAUCCGCCAUCUUAGUGGUAGCGUGAUCAAGAUCAACGAGCCCCAGGAUAACAGCAAUGAGCGCCUGGUGACUAUCACCGGAACUCAGGAAUGCAACCAAAUGGCACUGUACAUGUUGUACUCCAGACUUGGUGAGUCGAAACAAACCUUUGAGCAAUAA
This is a messenger RNA of Uncinocarpus reesii 1704, 1476 nucleotides long. RefSeq lists its product as uncharacterized. Gene Ontology annotation, biological process: regulation of gene expression; regulation of RNA metabolic process. The transcript has 2 exons. Gene Ontology annotation, cellular component: cytoplasm; nucleus. The record is from RefSeq and is a predicted model, not a curated record. Bases 1 to 1476 code for a protein of 491 amino acids. Gene Ontology annotation, molecular function: mRNA binding. NCBI's taxonomy places the organism in Eukaryota, Fungi, Ascomycota, Eurotiomycetes, Onygenales, Onygenaceae.